CUCCCGGUCGACAGGAGCAGAGAGUUGGCGGACAGAGUGGAUCAGAGUCGCGCUGGGGACGAGUGAGCUGCCCGGAGGAGAGCUGCGGAGCUGGAAACAUAUGAUCUGAGAAGGUGUGUCGCGUCCUCCUCGUCGCUGCUGCCAGGAUGCGGUUCUCAGUCAGACUGAGCCUCUGCCUGCUGGCCUUCGUUCUCGUCUCCCUGCUCCCCCAGCCGGCGCGGGGUCAAGUUUCAUCACCGCGGCGAUUUCGUGCCAAAGUCCUGAGCCCCACCAAGCUCCAUGUGUCGUGGAAGGAGCCGAAAGGAGAGUUUGAGAGCUACAAGGUCAUUUACGCCACCGUGCCAGGUGGAGAGCAGACGGAGGUUCAGGUAUCGAAGCAGGAAGCAAAGCUGCUCAUCCAGGACUUUGACCCCUCCAAAGAAUACAACUUUAAGAUAAUUGCAGUCCGUGGGAGACAGCAGAGCAAACCGCUUCAGGCCAAACACGAAGCUCAGCGAUCAGGGGUCGAGGUAGUUCAGUCCCAGAGGACACAAGACAGCCGCGUCACCGAGGAGAACAACGAGAUCUCAGAAGCUGAAGACGGGUUCAUGUGUAAGACUCCGGCCAUCUCCGACAUCGUCAUCCUGGUGGACGGCUCCUGGAGCAUCGGCCGCAUCAACUUCAGGCUGGUCCGGACGUUCCUGGAAAACCUGGUCCGGGCCUUCAGUGUGGAGUUUGACAAGACCAGGAUCGGCCUGGCUCAGUACAGCGGAGACCCCAGAAUCGAGUGGCAUCUGAACACCCACACCACCAAAGAGGCCGUGAUCGAUGCUGUGAAGAACCUGCCGUAUAAAGGAGGAAACACGCUGACAGGUCUGGCCCUGACCUUCAUCCUGGAGAACAGCUUCAAACCAGAGUCUGGAUCCCGGCCCGGCGUUCCCAAGAUAGGAAUCCUCAUCACUGACGGGAAGUCACAGGAUGAUGUGAUCCCCCCGGCACAGAGCCUGAGGGAAGCUGGGAUUGAGCUGUUUGCCAUCGGUGUGAAAAACGCUGAUGAGAACGAGCUGAAGGCCAUCGCCUCUCCUCCCGAGGAAACUCACGUCUACAACGUGGCGGACUUCAGCGUGAUGAGCGACAUCGUGGAGGGCCUCACCAAGACCGUCUGCGACCGAGUGGAGAAGCUCGACAAGCAGCUCAAAGGGGGAGGAGAGCUGGCCCCCCCUCCCUCCUCCGUUUCUCCGCCACGUGACCUGGUCACAUCGGAGAUCACCGCUCGCAGUUUCCGGGUGACGUGGACCCACGCGCCGGGCCAGGUGGAGAAGUACCGCGUGGUGUACUACCCAGCCAGCGGAGGGCAGCCGGAUGAAAAAGUGGUCCAGGGGACAGAGAACAGUGUGGAGCUGAACUACCUGAACUCUCUGACGGAGUACCAGGUGGCUGUUUUCGCCAUCUACCGCAGCUCUGCCAGCGAGGCCCUGAGAGGAAGUGCUACCACAUUGGCGCUGCCCAUGGUCAACGACCUGGAGUUGUUUGAUAUCACUCACAGCACAAUGAGGGUCCGCUGGAAGACCGCCGCCGGGGCUUCUGGGUACAUGAUCCUGUAUGCCCCGCUGACCGAGGGAGACCCUGCAGACGAGAAGGAGGUGAAGGUGGCAAACUCGGUGAACGAGGUGGAGCUGGAGGGAUUGACUCCAGCCACGGAGUACACGGUGACGGUGUACGCCAUGUACGGAGAGGAGGCCAGCGACCCCAUGACCAGCCAGCAGACCACAUUACCGCUGACCCCGGCCAGGAACCUGCGUUUCUCAGACGUGGACCACAGCUCCGCUCGGCUCACCUGGGAGUCCACCUCCAGGAAGGCGAAAGGCUACCGCAUCAUGUACGUCAAGACCAAUGGAGUCCAGACCAAUGAGGUGGAUGUUGGCCGCGUGACAACCUGGCUGCUGAGAAACCUGACCUCCCUGACGGAGUACACCGUUGGUGUCUUUGCCAUCUAUGAUGAGGGACAAGCUGAGGCCGUGACUGACAGCUUCACCACAAAGACUGUUCCAGACCCGCUCGAUAUGAGGAGUGGAGACAUCUCGACAGACAGCUUCAGGGUGUCAUGGCAACACCCGGCCUCUGAUGUGGUGCUGUACCGACUCACCUGGAUGCCCACCGACGGAGGAGACAGUGAAGAGGUUCUGGUGAAUGGAAACAUUAACACCUACCUGAUAAAAGGACUCAGCCCCGCCACCGAAUACGAAGUCCUCCUCUCCGCAGUCUACAGCAACGAGGUGGAGAGUGACGAAGUGAUCCUCGUAGAGUCCACCGUUAAAAGAACAACCACCGUCGCCACGAUCACCACCACCACAGAAGCUCCGCGGUUCGGGGUGAGGAACAUGAGGAUCGACGAGGAAACCACCUUCAGCAUGCGGGUGGCCUGGCAGCCCGUCGACUCCAGGAACGUCCGACAUUAUCGACUGAACUACGUCAGCUCCAAGGGAGACCGCGCCGAGGAGACGAGGACGGUGCCCACAGGUCAGAACAGCCUGGUUCUGCAGCCCCUGCUGUCAGACACAGAGUACAAAGUCACCAUCACUCCUGUUUACCCUGAUGGAGACGGACCGGCGGCUUCUCGAAUGGGACGAACGCUUCCCCUCUCGGCUCCCAGGAACCUGCGGGUAUCGGAGGAAUGGUACAACCGCUUCAGGAUCAGCUGGGAUGCUCCACCUUCACCCACAAUGGGCUACAGAGUCGUCUACCAGCCUGUGUCCGCCCCCGGACCGGCUCUGGAGACCUUCGUCGGCGAGGACGUGAACACCAUGCUGAUCGUCAACCUGCUGAGCGGGACGGAGUACAGCGUGAAGGUCAUCGCGUCCUACACCACGGGAUCCAGCGAGGCCCUUUCAGGGAGGGCCAAGUCCUUGUACCUGGGGGUGACUAACCUGAGUGCAUACCAGGCGCGGAUGACUAGUUUGUGCGCCCAGUGGCAGCCGCACCGACACGCCAGCACCUACAGAGUGGCCAUCGAGUCCCUGCUCAAUGGUCAGAAACAGGAGACGAAGCUGAGCGGAGGAGCCAGCAGACACUGUUUCAACAACCUGAAGCCCAACACGCAGUAUAAGAUCAGUGUGUAUGCUCAGCUGCUGGACGGGACCGAAGGACCUGCAGUCACCGUCACUGAGAAGACAUUGCCCAUCCCGACCCCGGCGCCGACCAAGCCCCCCACCACCACGCCGCUACCCACAAUCCCCCCUGCCAAAGAAGUCUGUAAGGCAGCCAAAGCGGACCUGGUCUUCCUGGUUGACGGUUCCUGGAGUAUCGGCGAUGACAACUUCCUGAAGAUCAUCCGCUUCCUGUACAGCACCACCGGCGCUCUGGACCAGAUCGGCCCAGGUGGCACUCAGGUUGCCAUCGCCCAGUUCAGUGACGACGCCCGCACUGAGUUCAAGCUGAACUCGUACAGCGACAAAGAGCGACUGCUGGACGCCAUCAACAAGAUCUCCUACAAGGGAGGAAACACCAAGACAGGUCGAGCCAUCCAGCACGUGAAGGAGAACAUCUUCACGGCAGAGGGGGGGGUCAGGAGGGGAAUCCCCAACGUCCUCGUGGUCCUGACCGACGGCCGAUCUCAGGAUGACGUCAACAAGGUUUCCAAAGAGAUGCAGAUGGAAGGCUACAUCGUGUUCGCCAUCGGCUUCGCUGACGCCGACUACGGCGAGCUGGUGAGCAUCGCCAGUAAGCCCAGCGACAGACACGUCUUCUUCGUGGACGACCUGGACGCCUUCAAGAAGAUCGAGGAGAAGCUGGUGACCUUCGUGUGCGAGGCCGCCACUGCCACUUGUCCGUCUGUGCCGAUGAGCGGCAGCACAACGCCAGGUUUCCGUAUGAUGGAGCUGUUUGGGCUGGUGGAGAGUCGCUACAGCAGCGUCUCUGGUGUUUCCAUGGUACCCGGCACCUUCAAUACCUUCCCCUGUUUCCACCUGCACAGUGAUGCGUUCCUGGCUCAGCCCACCAGAUACAUCCACCCUGAAGGCUUGCCCUCCGACUACACCGUCACCCUGCUGUUCAGGCUGCUGCCCGACACUCCAGAGGAGCCCUUCGCCCUGUGGGAGAUCCUGAACAAGAGCAACGAGCCUCUGGUGGGGGUCAUCCUGGACAAUGGAGGAAAAACUCUGACGUUCUUCAACAACGACUACAAAGGAGAGUUCCAGACGGUGACCUUCGAAGGGCCGGAAAUCAAAAAACUCUUCUACGGCAACUUCCACAAGCUCCACAUUGCAGUCAGCAAGACGAGCGCCAAAGUGGUCAUCGACUGCAAGAUGGUGGCCGAGAAAGCCAUCAACGCCGCGGGGAACAUCACCAUAGACGGGCUGGAAGUGCUGGGCAGGAUGGUCCGCUCCAGAGGGAACAAGGACAACUCUGCCCCGUUCCAGCUCCAGAUCUUUGACAUCGUCUGCAGCACUUCGUGGGCCAACAGAGACAAGUGCUGUGAACUUCCUGGUCUGAGGAAGGAGGCAGACUGCCCGGCCAUGCCCAAAGCCUGCACCUGCACCCAGGACAGCAAAGGCCCCCCCGGCCCUGCUGGACCGCCAGGAGGAUCAGGAAUCAGAGGAGCCAGAGGGGACCGUGGAGAGCCAGGCCCGGUGGGCCCGACUGGUCCAGUUGGUGACACAGGUGUACCCGGACCUCAGGGACCCCAAGGACCACAGGGACCCAGUGGACGCACCAUCAUAGGACCCCCAGGUCCUCCAGGAGAGAGAGGACAGAAAGGUGACGCCGGACAGCAAGGAGCUCAGGGAGUUCCUGGCCGAGCUGGAGCUCAGGGCAGAGAAGGACCUACAGGACCCAGAGGGCUGCCAGGCAAAGACGGCCCGCCGGGCAGACAGGGUAACUCGGGAACAAUCGGGACUCCAGGAGCCCCCGGGGCCCCAGGCAGCACAGGCCCUCCAGGAAAGCAGGGAGAACUGGGACCACCGGGUCCUCCUGGAACCAAAGGGGACAAAGGUGAACGGGGCGACCUCCAGUCGACAGCAUCGGUUCAGGCCAUCGCCCGGCAGGUGUGUGAGCAGCUGAUUCAGAGCCACAUGGCACGCUACAACUCCAUCCUGAACCACGCACCCAGUCCACCGAUCUCCGUCCGCACUGUGCCAGGACCCCCGGGAGAGCCUGGCAGACAAGGACCUCCAGGGUCUCAGGGAGAACAGGGACCCCCGGGAAGACCCGGCUUCCCAGGCCAGAACGGACAGAACGGGCAGCCAGGAGAAAGAGGUCAACCAGGUGAAAAGGGUGAGAAAGGAUCUCAAGGUGUUGGAGUCCAAGGCCCCAGAGGACCUUCAGGACCCCCUGGUGCUCAAGGGCAGGGAAGACCUGGCAGCCAGGGUCCCUCAGGGCGACCUGGAAAUCCUGGCGCCCCUGGUCGGCCCGGGGUCCCUGGACCCGUGGGCUCCGCCGGGCCUCCGGGCUACUGUGACCAGAACGCCUGUGUGGGCUACAAUGUUGGAGAGGGUGAGGAUGUCAUUGACGCCGCCGCUGUCCCCGCAGUCCAACUGCCACCCAACGUCUUCCAGAACUAUGGCGAGGUGGAAGAGGACGAUCCGUACCGCUACUACCAGCCAAACUACCCGGCCCCGCGGCCCGUGGCCCCUGACGACCCCGCGUUCGGCCUGGAUGACUUGAGUUCCCACCGCGGCGCCCGGAGCCUGAAGGGAGAGGAGGAGACGGUCGGGCCGAAGAGGAGACUAAAGAGAGGAGCGAAGACGCUGUCAGAACUAAUUAAAUGAGAGGAAACGAUUGGAGGACGGAGGGCCGCUCGCUGUUUCUGAUUGGGCGGCGUGGAGCCGUUACAGACUAAUCAACAAGUGCCUGAUGUAGAGGAUUUCUUAUGGACAUCGUAGAGGGGGCGGGUUGGGGGAAUGGGGUCGGGACUACUUUAACUCAUCUAUGCUAUUGAAUUAAUUUACGGAGGUUCGUGUCGAUCGAUCAGUUUUUGUUGCGUUUGUCUCAGAAGAGACAAUUGAUUAAAAAUGGACGCUCGCAGCUGGAGGUCGUAUUUCACAGCUUGCUUUCAGUCCCGUGACGUCUCUCCGUUCACAGCUUAACCGUUUCUCUCAUCAAAUUCAAGUUUCUCUAAUGUUUUGUCAUCAGAUCGAGCAGAGAAACGUCGCCGGUCCCGUUUCGCUGUUUGUUAUUUACCUGGUUGGUUAAGUGCCUCCUAACUGUCUCGCUAGAAAACAAGCCGUGCAGCAAAGCAUUUAUCCGCAGAGACACCUGCAGGUUACAGCAAACUGCCGAGCAACGCAGCCCCUCUUCGUCUUCUUCACUUUAGCCUUCAGAUUUAUGACUGCAGAGGUCUCAGCGAACAUCGUGAUGCGCGAAAACAUCGAGCGGCGUCGGUUAACAGCGUGUGAUCGGCUCGGCCCUGAGGUGUGAAUCCACAGCGGGGCUGUUCACGCGACGAUCAGAAACCAGCUGUGGGAUCAGCGGUGUGAACAGCAGCAAGUCUGCAUCGAACGAUGAGACUUCAUUAGUUAAAUAAUCUGAGAAAAACAACCACAAUCUCACAGUUACGGCUCCGUUUUCUUCUCUUUACCGCUCGUUACCGUCAAUCACUCAAAUGUUUGCAUAUCUCACGCUUUAGCGCCUGUUUUACACGUCCUGUCAUUCACACACUUCACCUCCGGUGCUAACAGGUAACGUUAGCGUCCUAGCCCAACGGUUGCCUCACAUUAAACGGCCGCGUCCUCUCGGCCGGGCACAGGAAGUAAAGUGUGUGCGCCCGCUCUGCAGAAACCGCUGACUCGUUCAGAUUUUAACGUGCCUCUAUCACCUCCGCUCGUUUGUUUUAAAGGCUCCCAAACUCUGCAACCAGGUCGUGUCCAGACAAACAGUAAUUUAUGUAAAGUUUUGCAUGUUUUUGUUCAUUUACCGUGUGAUGUAUCAUUUAGUUUAACCUCAUAGAGCCAUAGACACAUUUUACUGUUAGAUAAAAGAUGAUCGUCACAUGCAGUUAUUGUAACAGUAUUAAGCUCAAACUGAUGUUGCUCUGUAUUUGAGAAGGUUGAUAAAAAGAAAUGAUAAUUAUAGCAGCUAAUGUAAGACAGGUAUUAUAUGAGCACAUGUCUUCUGGUUUGGUCGUGGUUCUGGAUCUUGUGGUGACGGACAGAAGCUGUCGAGGGACGAGCUGCAGUUUAAAAAAUGAAUGUUGUUUUUCAGGCUGACAGCUGUUUUUUCUCUCGUGUUUGGUUUGAUCUGCCUCCAUCUGCAACACUUAUCAUGAAGCUAAGCUCAACUGGUCGCCAUCUGUUCCAGGACGAACCUCUUUUUGUGUCUCCGUUCAUUUUGUGCAUCUUGUCCAUCUGAAGUUGAAAUGUCUUAAAUCAGAUCAGUCAUGUAAAGGGAAGUUCAGUAAUUGGAAAUCGAGUGUGCCAAGUGUUUAGCUAAACUUCAAGCACGCACACGUUAAACUUUCCCGAUUAUCUUGUAACCUUUUUCAGUUCAGUGUUUCUGAGGCCUUCAGGUCCACGAGGAGAAAACGGUAAAAACAGGCCACAGUGUUUGAGACUUCCUCUGCACCUCUGACCCAGAUACGUUUGAAAAAUAAAACCAAGGAAGUAAUUUAUUUUUUACUUGGAAUUGAUUUUCUCAGAACAAUAAAACUGAAGUACAACCGU
Chelmon rostratus (copperband butterflyfish) is the source of this 7634-nucleotide messenger RNA. RefSeq names its product collagen alpha-1(XIV) chain (gene col14a1b). Gene Ontology annotation, cellular component: interstitial matrix. Lineage: Eukaryota; Metazoa; Chordata; Actinopteri; Chaetodontiformes; Chaetodontidae. The record is from RefSeq and is a predicted model, not a curated record. Gene Ontology annotation, molecular function: protein binding. Bases 147 to 5744 code for a protein of 1865 amino acids. The transcript has 48 exons.